Botrytis sinoallii is the source of this 471-nucleotide messenger RNA. RefSeq lists its product as uncharacterized. NCBI's taxonomy places the organism in Eukaryota, Fungi, Ascomycota, Leotiomycetes, Helotiales, Sclerotiniaceae. The record is from RefSeq and is a predicted model, not a curated record. The coding region runs from base 1 to 471 and encodes 156 amino acids. The transcript has 2 exons.
AUGUCAGACCAGCCUAUGUGCUUCAUCUGCGAAAGGAUGAUGUCUAGGCCGAGCUCAGCGCAACGAGUCAUCCUCUCACAUCCAGAUGAAUUGCAACACUGUUUGCUCUGCAAUCGAAUAUUCUGUGCAACACACAAAGCGGUUGAAAACAACACUAUUUGCGAGAUCAACCAUCAGAGUUAUUUUCGCAAUCACCCGCAAUUGCAUGGUACGGGGACAAUUUUUCGAAACAUGGAACAUCGAAACAUAGAGAUGGAUCCGUCCAAUGCUGGGUUGGAUCGGGCAAAGAAAGUGAUGAUGGAGAGAGAAGCAAUUAAACAAAGAGUAGAGGAAGAAAAAGGAGGAUCGAAGAAGCGGCUAAGAGAGAAGGGACAAGCGAGGAAUUUGCAAACCAUGAGUAAACUUGGAAGUGAAGGAAGGCUCUCAGGGCACUACUGUCUCAGAUGCAACUUGCAAUUAGGCGGAUCUUGA